UAAAGAGAUUCAUUAGUGACUAAUUUUUUCAAGGUAAACACGCGUACCUCCAAAUUUUUUUAUGGCUAUCAGUCCAUCUUUCUUGUGGGAGUUGCGAGAACUAGUUCAAGAUCUUGCAAUGAUGGCUGGGAGCUGCCCGAUUCCGAUUUUCGUUUAGGUGAAUCAGGCAUAUAAUCAGGAAUCAUUGUGCAACUUGUUUCUGCGCCAUUUCUAACGACUCAAUUUAUGAAAUAAUGAUGUAAAUGUGCUAAAAUAGUGUAUUAGAUGUCAAUAUUGUACAGAUUGCCUUAUCCAGAUUAUUUCCACUUACAACGAUCUAAUAUUGCUUAGGUUGUUUUUAUCUAAUAUAUUUAAAAAUCCAAUUGACAACACACAACAAAACAUGUAUAAUCUUUUCAGAAUGAAAUUAUAACAAUUCAUUCACUGGAUUAUUUCUGGUUUUGCAAGGUACCCUUGAACAGAAUAUUUGAAAAUAAAAAUUUUAAAAUUUUAGUCAAGAAAAGAGCAGGACUCUCUGAAAUAGAAGUCUUCUAAUGUUGACAUAAAUUUUUACUUCAGAGAUGGGAGCAAAAUUUGACUAGUUAUUUGCAAGCUGUAGAUAUGUACAUCAACUCUGUGAAGAAACUGGCUGCUCGGCUGAAGAACUGCCCAAGGCUACGGAGGAUGGGGAUGGAUGGAGGAAGAGAGUCAUGGCCAUCCGUGCAACCAGCACGCCUGGAUGAUGAUGAUGAUUUGCAAGCUGUAACGUAGUAGUCUGAGCCUGCAUAACAAUGAUGAAUAAAUGACGGUUUCUCCAACAGUGCUGGUGAACAAUUCUGUGUGAAUUUCUGGAGCCGAGGUUCACAGCAAGUUAUACCCAAAGAGGUUAAGAGUUUUAUUAAGCCUCCUUGAUAUCCAAGGACAAGAUAGCAUUGCCCAAUGAGGUUAUAUCACAAACCUCCUUGCAUUGCCUUAUUUAGGUUUUUAUGUUCCUGUUUAUGGAGUUGCACAAGGUGUUGCACAUACCCGUGCAGUUAUAACACCUUUUACCAGAGGUGUUAAUUUCAGUGGGGUGAAAUAAAGUGAAUUUUCUAAUUCUAUUGUGUUCUAAUAAUGUGCAAAGUAAACACCUGAAAUUUCACCCCAUCCUUGCAUAAUUAGCACAGCAUAUAUGAUAACUGCUCAGAGUUUAACCCCUUCCGAAGAAACAUAAACGGGCUGAAAACAAUCAGAGUACCAAGUUUAACCACAUUUUCACUAACAUUAACCCAUUAUAUGCCUGUUAUUGUUAAGUCAUUUACUGGUCGGGAGAUGGUUUAGGACAUGUUGGGGAAAUGUUCGGCGCUAAAAGAUAGGCGUGCCCAGCUCACUGGUCAGACCAUAGUGAGAAGUACAUGGUCAGACUGCUGCAGACUACUGAUCAAAACUGGUCUGACUGGUCCCGACUAUGCUCCUUGUAGUCUACAACCUGAGUCGGCCAGGGGGGCGGCUGGUGUUCGGGAGCUAAAUUUUGCUACGUAUAUAUAACCAGGGGCUUUAUUGGCCGUUCGGUUCAAAAAUAGUUUGUAGGAAAGCAGGAAGGUAUAUGUAAUGGCAUCGUUGCGCCAUGUGCGCUGUAAGAACAAGUUCCAAGCGGAUCCUGGCCGUUCUCUUCCGUAUUUGCGAACAACCUUGUACGACUUUGAGAAUUCGGAACUGCGCCAGUCUACUUCCCUCGACUCCGGGGAAGUCAUCUCGGACCCGAUCGGAUUCUUGAGGGAAAAUGGUGCUGAUUUCUCUGUAUACUGUGUUGACUUCGACAGGCGUCUACUUGCGCUGGUCAAAGUACAGGAUGUAGCUAACUCAGGUGAUGAAGUCAGGAAAGCUCCAUUUUUCUUCCAGGCCCAACGUGAAAACACAGAGGAACUCCUGACGAUACCUUUCGAUCUUCUACCUUCAAUUGCAACAUCACUUGAAGAAGCUGUGUCGACAGUCCGAAAUGUAUUAUUACAUCACGUUGGUCGGUGUGGUUCCACCCUUUUGUGCAAAGCAAUGGACUCAACAGCAGAGGUACAGGCAGUGUCUGAACCCGAUGUCUAUAUCUCUGUUUAUGAGUUUCUUCAACGCCACGACUUUAACCUGACCCCUGCGGCAGAGGAUGAAGUCAUCAUGGUCCUGAAGUGCAGUACCAUCCUACUCAACUUCUACUUCAUCAAAAACGAUCCCUCAAGACAAGUCAUCUGCUACAAACCCAGAAGCUGUGCGCUGUUCUACGCCGAUCUCUUACAAAGGGCUGUUCCAAGUGCUAAGACCAUAUUCCUGUAUAGAAACCUGCCUGGAUUCUUUGACUCUUGGGCAAGUGUGCUGUUCAGUGGAAGCUACUGGCGAUAUUAUAUCUCAACAGCCUUGAAAAUCGAUGUAUUCUAUCAUAUUCCAAAGUAUAUCCGUAUGGAGCAAUCAUUGAAGUUCUUCACUGAUAACCAUCGCUUAGUGAAGUAUCCAGCUGCUAGGGGUGUACCUUUCUUUCUGGUAACAUCGUGGGUUCUGCGUAUGCAGAAAGCUUAUGACCUGAUCAACGACGACCAGGCAGGCUUCUUCCAUGCACUUGUGACGUACAAAGAGUUAGUGACGCACAAGGAACGGGCCGUUCUUAAAGUGCUGAAAGAAAUUGGCGUUGACGUUUCUCCUGAAGAAAUCGUCAAGAUCAAGAAAGCGUUUGGUAAAGAUAGUCAGGAAGGUGCAAGUAUUCAGAGUGUGAGGAGAAAGGGGGAUACGUCAAAGAAUACUUGGGUUGGAAACUGGGAAAGGAAGCUGGUCUCUUCAGUGAUAGAGUAUUUUUCUGGUGAUGUGGAUGGUCCAGAAUUUGUUCUGAAAAAAAAAACACGACGGUGAAGUCUAGUUUGUCUUAACAGCAAAUUGGUGGCAAGAUGAGAGCGAGGUAGUCUUAAGAUUACUAAGGUUUUAGGGCUGGUACAAUAUUCUAGAUUGUCGGUGCAUCAUUGUUAUGAGGAUUCUAAAGAUUUUGAUGAACUUAUAUUACUUUUUAUCGAGAUAUGUAUUGUCCACUGUUAUUCAACAACUUCAAAGCAUCAUGUAUGCAAUUGACCAAAGUUGCUGUUAGUAUAUGAUCUAUAGUUUGCAAAUUUAGUACAUCUAUUUUGAUAUUUUAUAUCAUCGGGUUUUAAGUACUACUCGGCAUGCACUUGAUCAUACUUGAUAGAACUAGAGGUGAUACUUGCUAGGUACCCAGGACUGCUGUUUUGGAAGUGAAACUAGUUGGAUUGUUGUAAAAGUGGCACCAAUAUGGAAGCCAUGAUUGUAGUUACCAGCUUUGUCAGUGAUAGCAGUCUUGUGCUACUUUUACUAUGUCUUAAAUACAGGAAUAGAGGUCUUGUUGGCUGCGUUA
Molecule: messenger RNA, 3364 nt
Organism: Branchiostoma floridae (Florida lancelet)
Lineage: Eukaryota; Metazoa; Chordata; Leptocardii; Amphioxiformes; Branchiostomatidae
Exons: 4
Coding region: 1570-2850 (426 amino acids)
Source: RefSeq, a predicted model, not a curated record